AUGGCCAUGGCCACCGUUUCCAACGGCGACGACGACGGCAAUAAGCUCACCGUCGUCGUCCUCGGCCCAGGCACCGCCGCCGCCGCCGCAGUUUCUGCCGGAACCAAGCCGCCGCCGCCGUCGGCGCGGCACGUGCAGUGGCUGCGCGCCGCGGUGCUGGGCGCGAGCGACGGCCUGGUGUCCACGGCGGCGCUCAUGCUGGGCGUGGGCGCCGCGCGUCGUCCGGGAGGCGACGCCGACGCCGACGACCUGCGCGGGGUCCUCCUCGCGGGUCUCGCGGGCCUCGUCGCCGGCGCCUGCAGUAUGGCCAUCGGCGAGUACGUGUCCGUGCACGCGCAGCUGGACGUGGAGCUGGCCGAGCUCAAGCGCGCCGACGAGGAGUCGGCGGCGGCGGCGGGUGACGGAGACGGCGGAGCACCACUGGACCGUGCCGAAGGCCUGUCGAGACCGGGGCAGGCGGCGGCGGCCUCCGCGGUGUCGUUCGCGGCCGGGGCAGCCGUGCCGCUGCUCGCGGCGUGGUUCGUCACCACCGGGUACGGGGCGCGGGUGGCGGUGGUCGUGGCGACGGCGACCGCCACGCUGGCGGUGUUCGGCUGGCUUGGGGCCGUGCUGGGCCGGGCCCCCGGUGGACGGGCCGGGCUGAGAGCCGUGGUGGGAGGCCUGGUGGCUAUGGGGGUCACGUAUGGGCUCAUGAAGCUCUGCAGGGUCCAUGGAGUUUGAUGGGGGAAAUAUCUAUCACCACAACAUGAUCUAUCACCACAACAUGAUCGCAGUGAGAAUAGGAUAGCAGGAUUAUUAACAUGCGGAUGUUAUUGGUGUAAUAUAAGUGAAUUAUCCAACUCUUUCCAUUGGCUUAAGAUUUUUAGGUUGAACUAGUUAGCGUAUACAACUCAAUAUAUAUGGAGGUCUUGAGUUC
This is a messenger RNA of Sorghum bicolor (sorghum), 916 nucleotides long. Its product is annotated as vacuolar iron transporter homolog 4. Gene Ontology annotation, cellular component: membrane. Bases 1 to 720 code for a protein of 239 amino acids. Gene Ontology annotation, molecular function: manganese ion transmembrane transporter activity; iron ion transmembrane transporter activity. Gene Ontology annotation, biological process: intracellular manganese ion homeostasis. The transcript has a single exon. NCBI's taxonomy places the organism in Eukaryota, Viridiplantae, Streptophyta, Magnoliopsida, Poales, Poaceae. The record is from RefSeq and is a predicted model, not a curated record.